CAAAAAAGUGGACCAAGAGUCCAAUAGUGGUGAAUCAACAAUGUGAUCAUGCAUGGAGAAACAUACAUGGAUAAGGAAGUCCUUCUCUGUUGGUGGAGAAAGAACCAGCUGCCAUGGCCACUUUGGGAGGACAAUAAUUCAGUAAUGGAGAAACAUACAUGUAUCAGGAAGGAAGUUCUUCUCUGUUGGUGAAGAAAGGACCAGCUGUUUUGGCCAUUUUGGGAGGACAAGUAUUCAGUAGCUGCAGCAAUACCCACACGAAAAGACAUGUUAAGCUUGGCCAAUUCAGAGCCCAACGCAUGCUCAGCACCAGUCUUCUCUCUCUCUGAUGAUCAGUCAACUCACACAGUACCGCACUGCAUCACUGCAAUUAAUACAUACUGGUUUCAUCUCUUCUUUAGUACAAACCCAGACGAGACGAACCUACUCUCUUCUCUCUUCUACGCAGCUUCUCAUCCAUGGAUUUUGGUUUUUAUAGACUAAAGCUUGAACAGAGAUCGAGCUCUUUGACGAUGGGAGAACGGAUCUGUGCCCCUUUCCAACAAGAACUAUCGUUACCAUUAUGAAGAUCUCGCUCGCCUCGCCGACGAGACCCGAUGUAUUUCGUCUUUACCGAAAAUCCUCUUUUAUUUUCUGUUUCAUUGCGUUUGAGUCUCUCAAUCUCAAAUCCCUAAUUUUGACUGUAAUGGGUGUUUGAUUUUUGGGGCUUUUUCCAAAAUGGAAAUGAUGCUCCUUUUAUUUCCUUUGUGUAAUAAAGCCUGUCAAUCAAAAAAGGGGUCAGUUCAUUUAUUCAAAAGAGAGAAAUCAAUCUGUCUUCUUCGGGUACACUCUUCUCUCAAAAACCAGAGAAACUUCUAGGGCAAAGAUUCAUAAACUCAGAAAAAGAAACAACCCAGAAAAUGAAAACAGCCCAGAAAAAUUCAAGUGAGAAUAAGAGAAAACAGAAGAGAGGAAAAACCAAACACAGUAGUUAUCGAGGUUCACCCAAAAAUGGCUACUUCCUCGUCGAGCUCGCCUCAGGGGUGCGACUCAGUCAUUAGCACUAUUCACAAGGUUUCUGGUACAACAAUGAGGAUCCAAGCCACACACUUUGACUGGUAACCUCAGAACUCUGAUCUCCUUUACUUUCUCUCUGUUUUUCUUAUUUUUCCACUUCUCUAACUAUCACUCUUUUUCUUUCUUUGCAUGAAACCCUCAUGAGAUCAAACUCUCUUUUCUCUGGAACUUCUUGGAGAUAGCUCACGGAUCUUGGAGAACUUUUACUGAUGGAGCAGGGAGAAAAACCAUAUUGGAGAUUGGCUGUGGAGCUGGAAAUACCAUUUUUCCAUUGGUUGCUACAUACCCAGAUAUUUUUGUAUAUGCAUGUGAUUUUUCACAACGUGCUGUUAACGGCACAUAAAGACUUCAGAGAUUCACAUGUUAGUGCAUUUGUUUGUGAUCUGACUGUUGAUGACCUCAAAGAUCACAUAACUCCGUCUCCUGUUGAUAUUGUAAUCAUGAUUUUUGUGCUGUCUGCAGUGUCUCCAGAGAAGAUGUCUCUAGUGUUACAGAAUGUUCGAAAAGUUCUUAAGCCAGGUGGUUAUGUGCUGUUUCGUGAUUAUACCACUGGUGACCUUGCUCAGGAAAGGUUAAUUAGCAAGGAUCAAAAGAUCAGUGAAAAUUUUUAUGUCAGGGGUGAUGGCACUCGUGCAUUCUAUUUUUCAAAUGAGUUCUUGACAAGCAUGUUCAAAGACAAUGGAUUUGAUGUUGAAGAACUUGGUUUGUGCUGCAAACGAGUUGAGAACCCAUCACGAGAGUUAGUAAUGAACCGGCGCUGGGUUCAAGCAGUAUUCCGCAUUUCAGAUGGUACAGACAGGUCUGCCAAUACUGAAGUUGCAGUCCGUCCAAUGAUAAUGAGGAGGACAGGGAUGAAAGAUAACGAGUACACGUACAAAUUCAUUAACCCCAUUUCUCUUUUCAUCAAAAUCCUACAAAGACAGCAUGGGAAAAGAAAUCCUAAUCUUUGGCCGUGAUGGAAUUAUUGUCAUUCGUUCUGAACCAAGAUCUUUCUAUCCCAAAAAACCAAUUUUUCUUUAAAAAAUUAUACACUAUUUGAAGAAGUUGGAAGAAUCAUCACCUGAUGACAAAGGAUAAAGAAAUUGCUUCAAGAUUAGGAGUAAUAAUAUAUAAAGAAUGAGGUGCAAGCCAGAUUUGAGCGUAUCACAAAAAUUUCAGGGGACAAGUGGAACAAAAGUGAUUUUGUUGGGCUCAAAAUGCACAAAAGGCAGCUCGUUGGGUAUGGUUGAUGUUGAAGCUGGCAGUUGGCAUUUGGAGAAAUGGUAGGUGUGUGAUGCUUUGUGGUGCAGCUGGAGAGGUGGAGUUGAUGGGUUAGCUUGCUUGAAUUGGAGGCAUGGGCUUUCGGAGGAGUUGGGCCCAAAAUCUAGGCCGCACUUGGGUGGCAUGGUCACCUGCUAGAGAUAAGCUGCUGAUUGAUGCUGAAGGAAAAGAAAGCCAGGCGUGAGGUGGCAGGAGCAACUUCAUUGAUGCCGGAGGUGUGAUGUUGCAUCAGGCGUGAGUGGCAUGGGGAAGCUGAUUGGCAUUGUGCAUGGGCCUGGCGAAUUGGGCCUUGGUUGAAUGGAGUAUUGGUGGCAUUGGCCAUUUGCCACUUUUCUUCUUUUCUUUUUUGAAAAUGCCACAAUUUUUCUUUAUUUUUCUUUCUUUUCAAGAGCAUAAAUUCCCUACAAAAUAAAUAUAAAAUAAAUCAUAAUAUAAUAUUUUCAACUAUAAAAUAAAUCAAUUUAACUCUUUGAAAAUAUUAAUUAUAACAUAAUUUAUAUUUUA
This is a messenger RNA of Humulus lupulus (European hop), 2820 nucleotides long. RefSeq lists its product as uncharacterized. The transcript is spliced from 14 exons. NCBI's taxonomy places the organism in Eukaryota, Viridiplantae, Streptophyta, Magnoliopsida, Rosales, Cannabaceae. The record is from RefSeq and is a predicted model, not a curated record. The coding region runs from base 1266 to 2012 and encodes 248 amino acids.